This is a messenger RNA of Haliotis rufescens (red abalone), 1931 nucleotides long. RefSeq names its product multiple epidermal growth factor-like domains protein 10. Lineage: Eukaryota; Metazoa; Mollusca; Gastropoda; Lepetellida; Haliotidae. Bases 375 to 1745 code for a protein of 456 amino acids. Gene Ontology annotation, molecular function: scavenger receptor activity. The record is from RefSeq and is a predicted model, not a curated record. The transcript is spliced from 3 exons.
UGUAAGUUGAAUUUGAAAACAUGUCAUCGCAAACAUACAGAAAUACACAGAACUGACCCUGAUAUGGGAUGUGUCAAGAUGAACCCUUCAGAUAACAUGUUUAUCUGAGUCUUAUGUUCAUGGCUAAACAUAGCAUGUAUUUCUUUUGUCGCUGAUGUCAGUGGAGUCCCGCAGCUGCGUUAGCUGUACAGGAGAUAUGCACACCAGGCCUGUCCUUACAUGCGCAUGACUAGAAGGCGUAUAUCACAGGGGACACAAACGACUGUUUUUGGUGUAAACAAGUGACCAACUUGUUUGCAAUGGACGACGGUGUAUGAAGUCUGUGGAUAAAUAUUAAUGCCAAAGUUGGCUGAUAGCCGUUCAGACGGAGGAAAAUGAUUCGUGCUGUCAUUAUCCUCGUUAUUGUUUUUGCUACAGAGGCAGAAUCGAGGGAUGGCUAUCAUAGAAAGUACUGCAAGUCUGGGUGUCGAAGUUUGCUGAACGGACCCCCCUGUCAACAAUGCAAAUAUGGUUGCUAUGGGGACAACUGUACACACCACUGCAGACGGUGUGACAUUAGCGGGUGCGACAGAAUGACAGGAAUCUGCUAUAGGUGCAAACCAGGCUACUAUGGUGGAAGCUGCGAUAACCACUGUCCCCGAGGAUGCACGUCCAAUGGGUAUGAAGACUGUGACCGCGAGACAGGAGUUUGUUUACAAGGCUGCAGAGUUGGGUAUCACGGCAGGAGAUGUGACCGACAGUGUCCAAAACAUUGUAAGCAUUCAACCUGUCGAAAAGAAACAGGCAGUUGUUCAUACGGCUGCAGAGAAGGUUGGAGGGGCACAUCCUGCACCGACUCUACUCCCGAUUGCCCCAACUGUGUACAUGGACUAUGUGGACUGGACGGGAAGUGCAGCACGAGGUGUAUACCAGGCUUGUAUGGGCAAUAUUGUGACUGGAAAUGCUUAAACUGUCACACAACUGGAUGUGACAAGAAUUCGGGCAGAUGUAACGCAUGUUCUCCGGGGUUCUACGGGAGUCGGUGUAAUCUGCGGUGUAAUAGAAACUGUUACACAGGGCUGGACCACGUCCGUCGUUGUCACCGGGGAACGGGUCAAUGCCUGGAGGGGUGUAGGGAAGGGUGGCAUGGGGGCUUCUGUAACAAACGCUGCAGCAGCAACUGUAAAGACUCCAGAUGCUUCAGUGAUGAUGGUUCCUGCGUUGAUGGCUGUGAAGAAGGUUGGAGCGGAAUACACUGUGAUCAGGAAACAAAUUGUCUUCGAGGCAUGCGUGAUAGAGACGGAGAAUGCCUCCUAGGUUGUUUACAGGGUUGGACAGGACGAACAUGCCACAUCAAGUGUCCUUUCUAUUGCGAGACUUGUGAUGCAGAGACGGGGCAAUGCCUCCAGUGUUCACCAGGAUAUUUUGGUGCCGCAUGUGCCUAUGAAUGCAGCCUAUCCUGUACCAACCUGACAUGUGAUAUGGAUGGCGCCUGCACACAUGGGUGUAUAGACGGGAUGUCCGGUACCCGGUGCCAGACUACAUGUCGGUGGCCGUGUUCUUCCUGUACCCAGAGUGGGAAAUGCACAGCAUGCCUCCCAGGGUACAGGUUGAUGGGAAGACAAUGCAUAGACACUGUUCAUCAGACCAUGUCAUCACCGGGGGCUGCUUCAUCAGCUCUGUCACAUAGUCCAGGCAAUAUUUUACAAGUAGAUGCGAUGGUAUUGUUUUCUGGUGUCCUGGCAUCACUCUACAACCCACAGUAGAUCACCACAGCUGCACUUAAAGCAGGUGUGGCGAGUGGUUUCUUCAUGUGUGUAUCUACAAGAGUCCCAGGAGAGACUGUCGCAGCUCGAACCUACUGUUUUUGUGUCGGUAGUUGAGAACAGUUCAUGUAACAGACGAAUGUUCAUGUUAAAACUUGUAUAUCAAUAAAGUUCUAACUGUGUAUA